Dipodomys spectabilis (banner-tailed kangaroo rat) is the source of this 2676-nucleotide messenger RNA. It is a transcript of the gene Limd1, whose product is annotated as LIM domain containing 1. Gene Ontology annotation, biological process: regulation of DNA-templated transcription; cytoskeleton organization; positive regulation of miRNA-mediated gene silencing. Gene Ontology annotation, molecular function: transcription corepressor activity. The transcript has 8 exons. Bases 15 to 2009 code for a protein of 664 amino acids. The record is from RefSeq and is a predicted model, not a curated record. Gene Ontology annotation, cellular component: P-body; adherens junction; transcription regulator complex. Lineage: Eukaryota; Metazoa; Chordata; Mammalia; Rodentia; Heteromyidae.
CUCACCCCAGCAACAUGGACAAAUACGAAGACCUGGGCCUGGAGGCCAGCAAGUUCAUCGAGUACCUGAACAUGUACGAGGCCUCCAGGGACGGCCUCUUCCGGGUGGACAAAGGGCCCAGCAACAACCCCGAGUUCGAGGAGACCCGGAGGGUGUUCGCCACCAAGAUGGCAAAGAUUCACCUCCAACAGCAGCAGCAGCAGCAGCAGCAGCAGCAGCAGCUCCUCCUGGACAGCACUCUGCCCAGGGCCAGCAGCCGGGCCUCCAGCCACAGUGGGGACCUCCUGGCCACCACCCCAUCCCAUCGUGACCCCUCAGUGGCGGGCAGAGGGGUGACAGAUGGAGCCUCCAAGCCCCCGCUGGCUGCCCCCACGCUUGGGGUGACCCCCGCGGCAGCCUCUGGGCAGCCUUCUUACCCGGGCCAGGAGCAGAGGGCCAGGCCGUGUGUCCAGACCACCUGGCCGGGCAGCCAGGAACGGGAUCCUCACCAAGGCCCCCCAAAUGCUGAGCCGGGACCCUGCCAGGACCCUUCCUGCCUUACCCAUGGGGACUAUUAUGACAACCUAUCCUCCACCAGCCCCCCGUGGGAUCAUCAGCCAGGAGUGACCCCCAGUUUGGGCUCAGGGAAGGGAAGUGGAUGGUCUGAUCCCCCCCUACCCAGGCCCACCCGGGAGCAUCACCAGCACCAGCCUCCGCCCUCUCUGAUGAGCCCCAGCAGAUCUUUCCAGAGCGGCCUGGGUGGGCAGGAUGGAGCUGGUCGCCACGGCCAGAAGCCCGCCGGCCUGUGGGCCACGGCCUCCUCUCAGAGGAUGCACUCCACGCUCCCCCAGCCAGGCUUGGAGAACGGGGCUCCAGCGCAGCAAUCCAGGAGCGCCCCUGCCUCAGUUUCCCCCAGUCAAGGAGACCUUCUGAGAACCAACCCCGGGCCAGGAUGUGAAGUGUCAGGACCGGCAUCCAAGUCCACCACGGCGGCCCCUCAGCCCUGGCUGCGAGAUCGGCCCCCGUCUUACCUGUCCAGUUCUGCUCCCUUAACUCUGCCAGCUGGCCCCGAGAAUCCCCAGCCGGAUGGGGUCCCAGGGCUGGGUCCUAAACCCCAGUGUCCAGACCUUGGCACGGCUCCGAAACUCGGUUCCACCAAUCCCGUCGGUCCGGUGAUGUCCACUCAGCCCGAUUUAUCUCAGCCAGAGAGUCCUUCCAAUUGGUCCCCUGAGGGUCCUGGAGGAUCUGUCCUCUCUAAGAGUUCAAGUCCCUCCCGGGUGAGACUGCCCUGUCAGACCCUGGUCUCCAGCUCCGAGCUCGGACCUUCUGCUGUAGAAUUGAAGCUAGAAGCCCUCGCCCAGCGACUAGAGCAAGAGAUGGAUGCUUACCCAAAGGCCGAUUAUUUCGGAGCCUGUGUGAAAUGCAGCAAAGGAGUGUUUGGGGCUGGCCAGGCCUGCCAGGCUAUGGGAAAUCUCUACCACGAUGCCUGCUUCACCUGUGCUGCUUGCAGCCGGAAGCUGAGAGGAAAAGCCUUCUAUUUUGUGAACGGCAAGGUGUUUUGUGAGGAAGAUUUCUUGUACUCCGGCUUUCAGCAGUCUGCUGACCGGUGCUCCCUGUGUGGCCAUCUGAUUUUGGACAUGAUCCUGCAGGCCCUGGGAAAGUCCUACCACCCGGGCUGUUUCCGAUGCGUCAUCUGUAACGAGUGUUUGGAUGGAGUGCCUUUCACUGUGGACUCGGAGAACAAGAUUUACUGCGUCCGAGAUUAUCGCAAGGUGUUGGCCCCCAAGUGUGCAGCCUGUGGGCUCCCCAUCCUUCCUCCUGAGGGUUCUGAUGAGACCGUCCGCGUGGUGUCUAUGGACAGAGAUUACCACGUGGAGUGCUACCACUGCGAGGACUGUGGUCUAGAGCUCAAUGACGAAGAUGGGCACCGCUGCUACCCGUUGGAAGACCACCUGUUCUGUCACAGCUGCCAUGUCCAGAGGCUGGACACAAGCCCCUCAUCCGCACCCCUCCAUCAGCACCACUUCUAGCCAGAGCCAUUUGGUGGGCCUGGGCCAGGGCUGUACCCGGUGUAGAAAUGGGGUGCAGGGAAGAGGAGGGGAGCGGUGGGCAAGCAAGCCCUCACAUGGGGGGAAGGGGUGCCUUGAUUUUUUUUAGCCAGGGAGUUGGGCAUUGCCUGUCCUGGUACAUGUGUUUUCCAAGCGCUUUUGCUCCAUUGCCACACCCCCAGUCAGAUGACUCAGGUAGAUUCUACAGUGUGUGUGUGUGUGUGUGUGUGUGUGAUCUCUGACCUGCGAUUGCACCCCAUGUGGCUCUUCUGGGGAGCAGUUUACAACCUCCUAGGGUUGGGGAGAGAGAUUUGCAUUGGUGCCUUUUGUGAACAUCUCCUGUAGGAGACAGCUCAGAUGCAGAGACAGUGGAUCCUUUUCCUCCUUUAGAAAAACACCUGCACUCACUUCCUGCAUUCCCCUCCCACGCCCUCAUCCACACUCACCCCAACUGUGACUUCUUAGGACCCCCAGAGCUUUUAGCUCCUCUGAAAAAUGGCCGUGGACUUUUCAACUGCCCUUGUAGGCUAGUUCUCACAUGGCGCUUUGUAUUAAGCCAGAGUGGAGCUUUGAAAUUAGCAAGGCCUUACUUUCCUUCCAAUACUCUGACGUCAUGCCCAGCUGCACCUGCCGGCCCCCCCCCCCCCCC